Benincasa hispida (wax gourd) is the source of this 840-nucleotide messenger RNA. RefSeq names its product actin-depolymerizing factor 5-like. Gene Ontology annotation, biological process: actin filament depolymerization. The record is from RefSeq and is a predicted model, not a curated record. Lineage: Eukaryota; Viridiplantae; Streptophyta; Magnoliopsida; Cucurbitales; Cucurbitaceae. Gene Ontology annotation, molecular function: actin binding. Gene Ontology annotation, cellular component: actin cytoskeleton.
UAUAUAAAGCCCCAACUGAGUUCACUCUCACUCACUCACGGUACUCCAUUUUCAGAGCUCAAAGUUUUCAGAGACAGUUCCCGACGAGAGACCUAACAAUGGCGAUGGCUUUCAAGAUGGCAACCACUGGAAUGUGGGUGAGUGAUGAGUGCAAGAAUUCGUUCAUGGAGAUGAAAUGGAAGAAGGUUCAUAGGUAUAUUGUGUUUAAGAUCGAUGAAGGGUCCAGAUUAGUCACCGUCGACAAGGUCGGCGGUCCGGCCGAAAGCUACGAUGAUCUCACCGCUUCAUUACCAAACGACGAUUGUCGUUACGCGGUCUUCGAUUUCGAUUUCGUUACUGUUGAUAAUUGCAGAAAGAGCAAGAUCUUCUUCAUCGCCUGGUCGCCCACGGAAUCAAGAAUCAGAGCAAAAAUUCUAUACGCAACAUCAAAGGAUGGGCUGAGGAGAGUACUGGAAGGAAUUCAUUAUGAAGUUCAAGCAACCGAUCCAACCGAGAUGGGGAUGGAUGUGAUCAAGGACAGAGCAAAAUAAAUAAAUAAAUAAAUAAAGCUAAUCAAUCUUUAGGCAUCUUUUACUUUGGAUUUUUAAUAAUGAAUGACCACUUUCAACUAUGUUUAUCUGAUUUUUCCUUCUUGGUUUGUUCAUCUUUUUAAAAAUUUUCUUUAAGAUUUUGGGGACUAAUGUAAGUAAAAGGGAAUGAAAAGGAAAAUGUAAUGUGUUGAUCUAAUGUUGAUGAGAAUUAAAGCCCCUUUUCUUUAUUGUAUUGGGUUUAAUUUGGAAAAGGAGAGCUGAUAAUUUAUGUAGUGUGUAAUUUUAAUCUUAUAAAUUGUAAUUCAUAUAU